Messenger RNA from Ilyonectria robusta, 2261 nucleotides. RefSeq lists its product as uncharacterized. The record is from RefSeq and is a predicted model, not a curated record. Lineage: Eukaryota; Fungi; Ascomycota; Sordariomycetes; Hypocreales; Nectriaceae. The transcript is spliced from 5 exons. Gene Ontology annotation, molecular function: RNA binding. Bases 226 to 1833 code for a protein of 535 amino acids.
UCCUCUUCUCGGUUUGCGCAGUCCCUACCUAUCUUCGCCAUUUCACCAUCUCCAUUCUGCGCCAUCCAUUUCAUCUUUUCUGUCUUUUCCAACCCGCGGUUUCUUGUCGCCGAGACCCAGUGAUUGUGCCUGGGAUAACUGCGCAGUGCGUGCCGCAGCACCCGGACCGCGUCUCCUUGGAACCAGGACAAAUCCCAGGAAAAACCCCAGGACCCAACCUUCAUCAUGACGGAGCCGGAGAACUUUGAGGAGGACCUCUUUGCCGACCUUUACGAGGACAACGAUGCUUCCAAGGCCGCGCCUCCCCCCAAGGCCGCAGCCCCAGCCAUUCCGGAACCUCAACCCAUCCACCCCGGCGCUAAUGACCAGCCCGGGACGUCGUACGACCAUGAUAUAGGAGGCGAUGAAAACAUGAAUCAAGAUCUGGACGAUGAUGACGAUGAUGUCGAUUUCAACCUUGGUGGAGGAGGUAUGAGUAACAGUAUGAACCAUGCUUCUGCUCCAGAAGACGUCCCGACGCCCCCUCCUUACGGGACGGUCCACAAGGCAAGUGCCAAAGAAGACGGUAAAAUGUUUAUUGGCGGCCUGAACUGGGAAACUACCGAUCAAUCCCUACGCGACUACUUUUCCCAAUUUGGCGAGGUCGUCGAGUGCACCGUCAUGCGAGACAACAGCACUGGAAGGUCACGAGGCUUUGGCUUCCUUACUUUCAAGGACGCUAAGACGGUCAAUAUUGUCAUGGUCAAGGAGCACUUCCUUGAUGGCAAGAUUAUCGACCCCAAACGAGCCAUCCCUCGUGAUGAGCAAGAGAAGACCAGCAAGAUUUUUGUUGGUGGCGUUAGCCAAGAGACCACGGAUCAAGAGUUCAAGGACUACUUUGCUCAAUUCGGCCGGGUGGUCGAUGCCACUCUGAUGAUGGACAAGGAUACCGGCCGACCACGAGGAUUUGGGUUCGUCACCUUUGAGAGUGAGGCUGGCGUCGACGCCUGCAUCAACGUGCCCCUUGAGAUCCACGGCAAGCCCAUCGAGGUCAAGAAGGCACAACCUAGAGGUAACCUUCGAGAGGAGGAAGAGGCUUCGAGGCGCGGGAAGUUUAGAAAGGGCGAUGAGCAGUCGACCCAGAACUCCAUGGGCCAGCAGAUGGCCGGCAACAAUGGCAUGACGCCCCAGGUCAUGGCUCAGUACUUCCAGCGGAUGCAGCAGUACUUCGCCGUGAUGCAGUCCCAGAUGGCCAUGAGCCGGGGCAUGCCCAUGAACCCAGCCAUGUGGCAGAAUAUGAUGCAGAUGCAGCAAAUGCAGCAGAUGAUGGGACGAGGCGGUGCUGGUGCCAAUGGCCAGAACAUGACGCCCCAGAUGAUGCAACAAAUGCAGCAGAUGCAACAGAUGCAACAGCAGAUGAUGCAACAACAGGGUCAACAGGGCGACCAAGGCAACGCCGCCGGUGGUGGUGGAGGCGGCGGCGGCCGAGGUUUUAACAACUACGACCAGUAUCAACAGCAGCCCCAGGGUCGCCGAGGCGGUCGAGGCGGCGGCGGCGGAGGUUACGGGGGUCAGGGAGGAUACGGCAUGGGCGGAGGCGGAGGUAACGGAGGCGGGGCCGGAGGUGGCGGCGGAGCUCCGACCUCGUGGGAGGGCAUGUAUGAUGACGUUCCCCAACCCAACCCCAGCCAGGGCUCCGGGAGCUUUCGAGGUAGUGCCCAGGGCUCUCCCGAUCCGCAACACGCACCUCCGGCCAACGCGCCUACCGGACCCAAGAACGCCGGCAAGCCGGGCGCCAACUACCGCGGCGGCGGCCGUGGAGGCAGCCGUGGCUUCCACCCCUACUCCCGAUAAGCGCGGCGGCCAUGGAAACGACAACGCCGCUGAAUUUGCGCGCGUGAUGGAGGCGCUGGCGGCUUACACGUCGCCCCCCAGGUCCUUGCAGAGGACGAACGGCUUCGCUCAUGAGGGGUGACGCGAAGGACGGAGGGCGGAGGGAAACAGGCACUUCUGUAUUACUACUUACUGCAAUCGGCACUUUCUCUAUUUGGCACCUUUGGCUCUUUGUUUUUGCCAGGCCCAGGGCUUCGGGUCUUCUUGCUACGGCCGGCUUGGGCAGGCAUGCACGGGAGGGGGAGAAAGGGGCAGCAAAAAGCGGCGCGGGUGCGAAGCGCUUAGGGGUUGGGAAGCGAAGUAAUUUGAGCAAUCCGAUUCAGACCAUAAAUAUUACUUGCGGUAUUUACCACCUUGGCGUCACAUGUGCAUCGCGUGUAGGAACUUGU